AAUUACAAAUUAUCUUUUAUAGAUAUGGUUUAACCACAAAGUUAAAUGGAAAGAAAAUGGCAGCUGCUGAUGCCAAUAACCGUGUUCACCUUUUCCGUCUACAAACGCUUAUCAUAGAUGGCGGACUUCUGAUAUUAAGAAAUAUACUCGACCAGAAUCUCCACGUCCAGAACAUCUCCCUAAGUACAUGCUUGAGUACAGAAAGACCGACAAUUACACGUCUAAAGAGCCGGAACACAAUUACACAAGUCCAGUAUGAUCUACUGUAUCCACCUGCAGGUGGAAAACUUCCAUCGACAGCAGACUUUGACAUCACGCUUAUAAUUUGUCUGCUGAGAAAUCUGAAAACUUGUGGAUUGAACACAAAAUUUAAAUGGAAUGACCCGCUACAGGCAACAGAUACAAGUAUAGAAGCGGAUGUGUUAAGGCUGAAACAUUUUAGAAAUGAGGUUGCACAUAUAUCGACAACAACUGGAAUCGACGUGAAAACAUUCAAUUUAAAAUGGACGGAAAUCGAACAGGUGCUCAAUCGGCUGAAUGUUCUAAAUCCUGUUCAAAACCUGCAACAGCUAAUUAAUGAAUACAAAAACAGUUCUCUUGAUCCAAAGGCUGAGGAAAAGUUACUAAAAGAAAUACACAGCUGGAGAAACAUGGAAAAGGGCUUAGAAACUGAAAUACGUCUUGUAAAGAAAGACGUAUCAGAUGUAAUAAAGGAAGUUGGAAACGUUAAAACAGGAGUUGACAACGUGAAGGAAGAGGUUAACGUAGUGAAGAAAGAUUUAGCACAACAUUUUGGCAAAGUAAAAGAAGAUGUUGACGAAGUGAAGAAAAAUGUAGAAAAAGAGUUUGGCAAAGUAAAAGAAGAUGUUAACGUAGUAAAGAAAGAUGUAGCAAUUGAGGUCGGCAAGGUAAAAGAAGAUAUUGACGAAGUGAAAAAAGGUGUUGCAAAAGAGGUUGGCAAAGUAAAAGAAGAUGCUGACGUAGUGAAACAAUACGUAGCAGAAGAGGUUGGCAAAGUAAAAAAAGAUGUUGACAAAGUGAGGAAAGAUGUAGCAAAAGAGGUUAGCAAAGUAAAGGAAGAUACUGACGUUGUGAAAAAGCACGUAGCAAAAGAGGUUGGCAAAGUAAAAGAAGAUGUGGACGAAGUGAAGAAAGAUGUAGCAAAAGAGGUUGGCAAAGUAAAGGAAGAAUUUGACGAAGUGAGGAAAGAUGUAGCAAAAGAGGUUGGCAAAGUAAAAGAAGAUACUGACGUUGUGAAAAAGGACGUAGCAAAAGAGGUUGGCAAAGUAAAAGAAGAUGUGGACGAAGUGAAGAAAGAUGUAGCAAAAGAGGUUGGCAAAGUAAAGGAAGAUUUUGACGAAGUGAAAAAAGAUGUAGCAAAAGAGGUUGGAAAGGUUAAGGAAGAUGUUGACUUAGUGAAGAAAGAGAUGCACAAUAUGAAGGCUGUAAAAUUUAGAAAGAAAUUUCAAGGAACACCAACACGAGGGAAGAAAAGAAAUGUAUUAAGAUGUUUUUCAUGGUUGCCAUGUCUUCGCCGACAAAUGAAAGAAGAAACAGAAACAAACGGGAUAGAAUAUGAACAGCGUCCGGUUGAAGAGGAAGAUCAGCAUGUUAAGAUGAAAAAACAAGAAACAGAUGUAAGUACGGCUGUACAUACACAGCAUUCGGCGGCGGAAGAGGAAUAUCUUCAAAAGAAAACCCAGCUGAAAGACGAUUUGGCUACCUUCUACAAAACAAGAUACAGUACAAUACCACUGUCACCGCUAGUCGAGGGACACGACACUCCCCUUGUAGAUUUUUACAUUUUGCCUGAAAUGAAUUUCAUUGAAAAGCAGGACAAAAGGCCAGCUGGGGAAGAGAUUAAAACGCCUGUCAAAUCGUUGUCGGACGUAUUCCAGUCUGAAAACAGUUGUGAAAUAUAUUUAACCGCUGAUGCUGGAUUUGGAAAAACUGCAUUUUCAAAAUAUCUUGCUGUCACGUGGUGCCAGGCUCAUCGUCCCGAAAUGAAAUACAAAAAGUACUUCUCAGAAGAUUCGAUAACUGCCAUGCGUGAUUUUGAGUUUUUGUUUCUUGUGUUAUUACGGGAUUCUUCUGAUGAUUGUAGUAUUGAUGAUUUGAUAAUGAAUCAAAUUAUACAAAAUUUGGCACAGUCUUCAAAAAUGACAUUAGAAUCUAUACAGGGAAUUCUGCGCCGGGAACGAUUUUUAAUUAUUUUGGAUGCUCUAGAUGAAUGGGUCCAUCCUGAAAAUAAAUGUAAAAAAAAAGCCAAAAACAAUCCCUCAUCGUAAUGCUCGUGAAAAAUGUGUAAUCCUUACAACAACAAGACCUUGGAAAUUAGGUGUGUUAAAUCUUAAAAAUAGUGAAAUAGGUAAGAAAGUGGAACUAGUAAAACUAACCUCAGAGUCAGCACAGACAUUAGAGGAAAGA
Molecule: messenger RNA, 2427 nt
Organism: Mercenaria mercenaria
Lineage: Eukaryota; Metazoa; Mollusca; Bivalvia; Venerida; Veneridae
Exons: 7
Coding region: 57-2288 (743 amino acids)
Source: RefSeq, a predicted model, not a curated record